This is a messenger RNA of Cylas formicarius (sweet potato weevil), 5907 nucleotides long. It is a transcript of the gene ssp3, whose product is annotated as S phase cyclin A-associated protein in the endoplasmic reticulum. The coding region runs from base 120 to 5294 and encodes 1724 amino acids. The transcript has 23 exons. Gene Ontology annotation, molecular function: nucleic acid binding; zinc ion binding. The record is from RefSeq and is a predicted model, not a curated record. NCBI's taxonomy places the organism in Eukaryota, Metazoa, Arthropoda, Insecta, Coleoptera, Brentidae.
CAUUUUGUUUUCAGUGCGUAUUUAACCUCCAAAUGUCAACAAAUUUAUUAUGGUAAACGUCAGUACAGUAUAUUAGCAAAAUCUUAAAUAAAAAUGAGUAAUUGUGCAUAAAAUUAAAAAUGGAACAAGUUCGCUUAUUAGUUAAAGAACAAGGUCGCGAGGCUCGUAAUCUUUUAACUUUUAAUAUUUCAGCAGGCAAAGAUUUUCGCUCCAAAGUGUCAGAGAAACCACCCUGCCCUCCUAGGAUAGCUGACAAUAUUCAGUCUUCAGAGCCAAUAUAUAUGAGAGGGCGAAGUGGUGCGCGAAUUCGUUCUGCUUCUACAGGUCGCGAUAAGAAAUCAGAAUUAAGAGCUAGGUAUUGGGCUUUGUUAUUUGGCAAUUUGCAGCGCUCUAUUGCUGAAAUAUACAAUACUGUGGAAACACAUGAAAGCCUAACUGAAUGUCAAGAGGUAUUACUUGUCCUUGAAAAUUACUUGCGGGAUUUUUCUGCCUUAGCAGAUUGGUUUAAACUUAAAUGGGAUUAUGAAAAUACUCCAGCCCCACAAAAACCAACUUCACUUGCUUGGGACAUUUGUAAAACCAACUUAGGAAGAACAAAUAGAUCUGGAAAGAGCAGCCCAAUUCUAGGAAGUAGAAGUAAUAGCCCCAAUGUUACAGGAAAAAUUAGUCCCAGAGCUUUUUGUUCAAAAUGUAAAUCUGGUUUGUCGUGUCCAUCAAGUCCAUUGCCAUCAAUUGAUCAACCAAUUUUUGAAGGAAAGCCUUUAGAAACAACUUUAAAUACUGGAACAACUUUUGGAAAAUCAGAUGUAGUUGUCGGUAUAGAUACAGGAGGAAAAUCAGUAGAUGUGUCAUGUUUCACAGGAGAUAAACCCACUAUAUCCAAACCUGAAAGUUUGCAUAAAGAACAACCAAAAAUUGAAAAUGCUAAUUCACAGAAAACUGAAUUGAAGAUGACUGAUGUUAAGUCAAAAGCUGUUAAUAAAAUAGCUUCCAAAAUUUCCAAUACUAUAAAAAAAGACAAAAAUGCUGCUAAUACCACAGCUUGUUUUAAGAAAACAGGUGAUGAUUUAAGGCCUAUUUCAAAAGAUAAAAACAAAACUGAAAAUAAAGGUCAUGCAACAACCAUGGAUAUUAACGCUGGUGAGACUGGACACGCAAAAUUUGGUGGAGCUUUGGAUUCUAGUACUCCUAAAGAAAAGGAAAAUGCUACUAUGACCUUAGCAUCUGCAAAUGUAUCACUAAUAAUAGACAGUACUGAAUCUGUGUGUCUUGAACAAAAGAAACAACAUUUUGAUCUCAAGCUUCCACAGAACAUUCCGCUGAUAUGCAACAAUGAAAGUGAACAUGUAGACUCCCCAAGUGAAGACCAAAGAACCUAUGAUAUUUUGAGAAAAGUUGGAGUGGAGAGUGCUGAGAAAAGUACCAGCACUGAUGAUUUUCCAAGGUUGCCCGCAAGAAAAGGAAAUGUGAUUAAAGUAAGUCAGGAGUGUCAAACAGAUGUGGAAAGUGAAUUUGAAAACAAGGAUCCACAAAAAACAGACAUUGAAAGAAAAGUGGUUCCCACUCAAUUAGCAGCCAUCCCCAAAGCCGGAAAAUCCGAAAUACAUAGUCGAACAAUCCCAAAAUCAUCAACAGUGGUACGCCCCCCUUAUUCAGUAGCACUCACAAAAAGCGCAUCUGCUAAAGUAGUUCCAACUAGACCCAAAGUGGAAAUUAGACAUACUAUUUCCAGUUUAAGAGCUGUUGUCACUCAAAAGUCUUUAUCCAAAACUUCAUGCGGAAGGGAAGACAGGUUUGGAAGUAAUGUCAGGUCAGGACUGAUGAGAAGUCAAACUGUUAGCGAUAUGAAAUCAACAUUAAAUCAUCCUGGACCAAAGCAGAAAGUGUCCCAGACCACUAACAAUGAUGUAAAAUCAUCCUCAAUUAAAUUGCCAGCAAAGCGACUACUACUGCAGAAAAGCAAAACUACUCUCACCAAAGAAAAUCUGUCCAAAUCUUUAUCUUUAGAAGAAAAUGCCAGUUCUGUAGAGACGUUGGUGAAUCAAAGUCAUUCCAGAGACAAUAUAAAUGUUACAAAUUCUAGUAACAGUAUUGCCAGUUCUCAGGAAACCUUGAAUAAUGAAAAUGUUUCCCAACAGGCUGAUGGAUGGUUUACAGUCAAAUGUCGUUCGAGACAUAGACACAGCAAUAAUAAACCACGCAGGUCAGACACUGGUUUGACAUGGGCAACAAGAUUCCAUCAAGUUAGUGCCACAGCCAGUCUGCCAGCACUAGCACUACUUCCUGAAACUCCUGAAAAUUCAAAAUCUCAGAAAUCUCUGGAGAAAAGUGUUAAAGAAAACCUAAAUAAUCUUAAGUCAUUAAAGAAAUCCGCCGAUAAAAUUGGGGGAAUAGAAAGAUCACAAUCAAACUUGACAAAGUCCUCGUUAAAUAACAAUCAUUCAGUGCAGCAGAAAAACAAAUUUAAUUUAAAUAUUAAGAAGAAUACUGAUUGGAAAAAAAGGGAAAAUGAAAAUCAACAAGAAUUUGAUUUGGACUCCGAAACUGAUGAGGAAGUUAAAUUGAAAGAAAUGCAAGAGGAUAUGGCCACUGAGGAAGAGCAUAGGAAAAAAACCAAAGAAUUAAAUGAUGAAGAAGACAGACUGCAUAAAGAAAUUGAAGCAUUGAAAGGCCUAGAUAUAGAAGUUGAUACUGAAACAGAUGGUACUGAAACUGAUGGUGAUGAGUUGCAAGGUGAUAUUGAUGAUUGUCCAAUCUCACUGUUGGAUGAUGACCAUGUAUCAUUGGAAGCAAGAUAUGAACCUAUGUUAGCAGAGAUGUCAUGGAGUGACAGAAUUGACACUUUAGCAGCUCUAGAAGCAAUAAAUGCAAGACAUCCAGGUAGAGCUUUGGAGCUACAUCAAAAACUCUCAAAUCCGCAAAGGAAAGUUAAUCUAGCAGAAGCUGUAAGGAAGUAUCAAGCCAAACAGGCGAGAGCACAACAGAGACGUCAAGAUUUAGCUUUAGAAAAGGCACAAAAGUUGCAAGCAUUAUCAGCUAGAGUUGAUGAUGUAAAAGCUGCUAAGUUACAAUUAAUUGAGGAGAAAAGAAGGAGAAUGGAGCUAAGAUUACAAAAGGCAGCACAAAAUCGCAAGAAGCACCUUAAAGGGAUUGUCAAAAAAGCUCAUGAUGAGGAAGAGAAACUGAAAGAAAUUGCAUUUAUCAACGAACUUGAGGCACAGAAUAAAAGGCACGACUUUCUACAGUCUUGUCAGGAGCGUCGUGGUAGAAUUCAAGGUAUUCAUGAGGAUAGAAGAAAAAAGCAAGAGGAGAAGGCGGCCAAGGAAGCAGCUGUAGAAGAAAGAAGAAAGGCUUUGGAACGGGAAAGAAUAGAACGUUUGGAUAGACUGCAGGACGAGAGGAGGCAAAGAGAUGAACGAAUUGGUCAGCAACAGUUGCAAAGAGAAAGAGAAAGGCAGGAGCUUGCCAGAGAGAAGGCUAGAGAUAGAGAGGAAAGGUUGUCGGCACUGCAUGAAAAACAAUUAGCUUCCACCCAGGAGCUUCAAAAACGCAUAGAGCAAAAACAAGAGGACUCCAAGCGUAGACAUGAAGAAAAUAUGGAACAUAUCAGACAAAGAGCUUUGGAGUUAUCUAUUCAUCGUUGUCAUCAUGAUGACAAUCAGGCCCCAAAUAUGGUACCGUAUACGACGCAAAAAUUGUGUACAGUGUGCAAUGUGCUCAUAAAAUCUGAAGUCUAUCUAAUGAGCCAUCUCAGAGGCAGAAUGCAUCAAGAAGCUGUCAAGCAAGCAAACCCAGAUUCAAAUGGUUUAACAUCGAAUGAAUUGGAACAGUAUAAUUUAAAACAAAUUAUCGAUGCACCUGUGGGUAAAGAAGAUCCAAAAGAAAUAGCUGUAAAGGAGCGUGGGAAAACAUACAGAAAAAGAUGCAAGAAGAUCAGACAGAGAAUGGCAGUCAAGGGUGCAGAAUAUGAAACGGCCUACAAACCAGUUGUAACAGAUGGUACAAACAAAAGGAGUCUCAAUCGAAACAUUAACACCAUUGGCACCUUGACCAAUCAAGCUAAUCAAGGAUUAUCACCGGCUAGUUUAAGUCAACUCGAUAAAAUCCUUAAUGAACUAUCUCGGCUAUUAGCUAAAGGGAACGGAAAUGAUUUGUUGAUGUUCCAAAGUGUUGGUGGUUUUGGAGUUUUGGGCAAGCUGCUAGCAUUAGGCCAGGAAGGAAAUAGCUCCAUUUCAGUCAAGACUCUUAUUAUUUGCUGCAGUCUGUGGCAGAUAGCUUGCAAGGGUUUGGAAGGUGCCAAGAAUUGCGAAUAUGUAAUUUUAGCCAAUAAGCUAACUCCUGUUAUAGACCUUCUGAACUCAAGGUUGCAGGAUUUGGGGGAUUUUGAAGAUUCUCUUCCAUCCGAUCCACUCAGUACUGCCCUUAUGCAACUGUUGGCGUUAGUCUUAAAAAAUGCUCCAAAAACAACACCAACAAGCAGAAUACAAGAUGUCUUAAGUUUUUCGGUUUGCGUCGGAAUCGUAGAGCAAUUGGCGCGCUGUUGUUUGGCAGUAAGGGGUCCUGUCCACGACACAGCACCUGCUUGCUCAUUUCUACUGGCGGCACUAGAAUUUCUAGCAGCUCUUGCCGACCAUUGUCCCGAGGAUUCGGAUCCCACUCAUUUGAUUAGUACGCUUCAUGGUACGGAACUUUUGGGUUGCGUGUCUAUGCUGUACGGUUCCCUAUUGCCACCCGACUCCACCCCUCGAGUCGAAGGUCAUAUCCCUCCACCAAUUCCGCCACUAUGUCUAAAUCUUGCCACCGCUACUGUGCGAUUGUUGAGAAGAGUUGCCGAGUUGGAUCUCAACAAAUUUCAAGAAGUUCUCGGUGCCGAAGGUAUAUCCCUUCAAUUCAGACACAUAAGCAGCCAUCUCUUGUGGUGCUGUGCUGUUCCUACCAUACCAAAAACCAAUGCAAAAGAAUCUGACAGCAGCGCUAAAGCCUACGAGGAUCUUUUGCACGAGGUCAUUAUGGUUAGCGGUUAUUUUGCAAUUGGAAACGUUGAAAAUCAGAUGUUACUAGUUAGUGGUCAGCCUCCAUCCGUCCUACAGCAACUGUGCUCUUUGCCUUUUCCUUAUUUUUCCGUUGAAACUUUAUCUGUCGUUUUAUAUCCCACACUGCUGGCGUGUUGUGUAGGCAACGAACAUACAACAGCUUUGCUUAAACAAGAACUGUCAUAUGAUAUUUUGGAAGAUUUUCGAAAAUCCGCCUGUGGAAAAGAACAUCGGCUUGUAAAACUACUUGACAAAAAUUAAGAAGCCAACAUAGUAUUAACUAUUUUAUUACAAAUCUCGUUUUCGUGCAAUCGGAUAAUACUUCGAUCCUGUAGUGAUAAAAAUAAUUAUAGUUGUAACCAUAUAUUUUUACAACUUUCCUAAUAUUAUAUUAAAAAAUUGAUAUAUAUUACCCGGUUCAACAAACAACUGGUCCGACUCAACCAAGUGCAUUAUUACUGAUCAAACUGAAUCUACAGCAUUACAGUAUGAUACAGUUUAGUGAGCGAUGCACUUGUGAGUCAUUCAGUAACGUCACUAUUUAAAAAUAUUAAAAUAGCCAAUAGCUUAACUGGCGCCAUUGUGUGCAUCUAAAUGGUUAAAAAGGGGGGUAGUGGGGGGAUGUGGGAAGAAAUCAUGAUGGUGUUAAAUUGGCGGUGCCCCGUAACCCUUCAGUUUUCCAUAUCAUUGUGCGCACAGGGUGAUUUUUAUCCUUUGGAGUUAAUUUAAGAGCUGUUUUCGCAUCCAUUUUUAAUUUGUUAAAAACUUUGUAAAUUAUAUACUCCAUUGCUAAUGAUAAUUUAAAUAAUUUAUGCUAAUAUAUUAUGUUUAAUUAACUAACAGUGUUAAUCUUUCACGCAAUAAAGAACUUAAA